CUGCAAUGAACCAUCGCGUUGCUGUUCUUGCAGACUGUGGUACUUGCCGGAAAGACAAAGAAGAUGUUUUAGCUGUUCAACAAACGUUGAACAAUGGACACCAUCACGUGUGACCUGCGUCGAGACCUACUGAGUGAGCUAGAGUGCCCGGUCUGUACGGAAUACAUGCUGCCACCUAUCUUGUUCUGCGUUAACGGACAUAACAUCUGUCCCAAUUGCAAGCCGAAGCUGAAGCAAUGUCCUACAUGUAGACAGCCGUUUGUGAACAUACGGAAUGUAGCUUUGGAGAAAAUGGCCCGACAAAUCGAGUAUCCCUGCUCCUACUGGAGGUACGGAUGCAGAAAGAAGGUCAAUUUAGACAUCAAGAAUAAGCAUGAAAGAGUCUGCCCUUACAACCAAUACAGCUGUCCUUUAACUAAGGUACCAGCAGUUAAAUGUUCUUGGAGAGGAAGACUGGCCGACCUGAAGAAGCACAUCACAACUGUACACUCGGAAUGGUCACACGAAUACAAGGGAAGCUUUAUCACUGGUCUGGUAGACAUUAUGCCUUCUCGAAGAUACUGUUAUAUCAUAUUUGCUUAUGAUGAAAUAUUUUACAGGUACUUUUCAGUAAAAAAUGGUAAUUUCUGGGGAGUCUUACAAUAUAUAGGUCCAAAGGAAAAUGCAGCUAAAUUUCGGUACAAAGUAACUUUCGAUAACAAUAAUGACGCAGGAAGCAUAACGAUAUGUCAAGUGACUCGAAGCUUUGAAGAAAGUAUGGACGAUAUAAGGGACACUGGUAAAUGCAUUAAGCUGCAUUAUGACGUGGUAAAGAAUUUUGUGAACUCGAAGAAUAACCUCAAGUUCCAGAUGGAAAUAUUCAGGAAUGACGAUAAGGUGUAAGGAGUUGUGUAUUCUGUGCCUCAAGUGAGUUGUGCCAUUAAAAAGACUAUGUAAAAAUAUAUUUAUUGCAGAAAAUCAUUCGCUUACUGCGUCAUUGUCAGAACUGCUGACGCAACAAAUGUACUCAGAGCACAAUAUUUGCCUCCAAAAUUUCAAUUCCUGAACCCUACAUUUUUAAACCAGCAGUUGCAAAGCUGGUGGAGAAGUGAAGUAAGAACUUUCGACAUAAAAUUUCAUCAGAACAGUCAAACAGUUCUGUAGGUAUGAGAUAACACAGCAUAGGAAUCCAUUUUGUUUAAUUAUUUCAAGAAGAGAAUGGAUUACGGAAAUGCUGUUAUUCUGUUUUCUGAUAUGUAAUAAAAU
Messenger RNA from Cryptotermes secundus, 1245 nucleotides. RefSeq names its product E3 ubiquitin-protein ligase siah-1. The transcript has 3 exons. The record is from RefSeq and is a predicted model, not a curated record. NCBI's taxonomy places the organism in Eukaryota, Metazoa, Arthropoda, Insecta, Blattodea, Kalotermitidae. Gene Ontology annotation, cellular component: cytoplasm. Gene Ontology annotation, molecular function: ubiquitin conjugating enzyme binding; zinc ion binding; ubiquitin protein ligase activity. Bases 94 to 882 code for a protein of 262 amino acids. Gene Ontology annotation, biological process: multicellular organism development; proteasome-mediated ubiquitin-dependent protein catabolic process.